This is a messenger RNA of Eublepharis macularius, 4342 nucleotides long. It is a transcript of the gene DDHD2, whose product is annotated as DDHD domain containing 2. NCBI's taxonomy places the organism in Eukaryota, Metazoa, Chordata, Lepidosauria, Squamata, Eublepharidae. The record is from RefSeq and is a predicted model, not a curated record. Gene Ontology annotation, molecular function: triacylglycerol lipase activity; metal ion binding; protein binding. Gene Ontology annotation, cellular component: COPII-coated ER to Golgi transport vesicle.
AUGAGGCGAACUAGGCCCCGCCCAGGGGCGGGCGGGCUGACGGGCGAGCUGUCGCCUGCCCCGCCGCGGAAGGCCCGGCUCGCGUGCGGCUCAGCCUCUGCCCGGCGGAACGUCACCCCGGCGCUCGCCCGCAGAGCUGGCCGCGGACAGGCGAGAAGGAAGCCGGCGCCCGCGCCAGGGAGAGCUCGCGGCUUGGCCGCCGGGGGCAGUGCCAUGUCAGAAGUAGAGCCACGACCAGCGGAGGUUUCUCCAUCAUCAAAUUCAUCUAGCUCCUUUGAAGCAGUGGAAACAGAUACAGCUAAUAAAUAUGAGCCAGUUUCCCCACACUGGUUUUAUUGCAAAGUAACGGAUUCCAGAGAAAGAUGGAUUCCCUUUAGUGGACAAGAUUCAGAGAAGUUAGAACAUUUUCACCUAUCCAGUAAAGAUUGUGAAGAGACGGUUGUUCCAACAGAAGGGGGCAGGUAUGAUGUGCAUUUGAAGAAGAGGCUCCGUUGUGCUGUCUACUGGGAGGAAGAGGACUCUGAAGUCAGGCGCUGCACUUGGUUUUACAAAGGAGAAAAGGACAAUAAAUAUAUUCCGUACUCUGAAAGCUUCAGUGAAGAGUUGGAGGAAACAUAUAUGAUCUGUGUCACUCUAGAUGAGUGGAAGAAGAAACUAGAGUCCCCUACUAGAGAAAUAAUCAUACUGCAUAACCCAAAACUGAUGGUACAUUAUCAUCCAGUAGCAAUCUCUGAUGAUUGGGGUGCAAGCCCCACAGAGCAAGGCCGACCAAGAACUGUGAAGAGAGGCGUGGAAAAUAUCUCUGUUGAAAUCCCUAGUGGAGAGCCUCUGCAAAUAGAUCAUUUAGUUUUUGUUGUGCAUGGAAUUGGACCAGCCUGUGAUAUUCGGUUCCGAAGCAUUGUUCAGUGUGUCAAUGACUUCCGCAGUGUUUCCUUGAGCAUGCUGCAAGCACACUUCAAGAAAGCUCAGGAACAACAACAAAUUGGCCGGGUUGAAUUCCUUCCAGUGAACUGGCACAGUACUUUACAUACUGGAGUGGAUGUAGACUUGGAAAGAAUUACCUUGCCAAGCAUAAACCGCCUGCGACAUUUUAUCAAUGACACUAUCCUGGAUGUUUUCUUCUAUAAUAGCUCCACCUACUGCCAGACCAUUGUAGAUACAGUUGCUUCCGAAAUGAACCGACUCUAUCGUCUCUUCUUGCAUAGGAACCCUGAUUUUAAAGGGGGAAUUUCAAUAGCAGGUCACAGUUUAGGAUCACUUAUAUUGUUUGAUCUUCUCACUAAUCAAAAGUGCACUGCAGAGAGAGAAGAUGAUAAUAACAAGGGGCUUCAUAUGCCAGCAUCCAGUCAGAAAGACUUUGAGUCAGUAAAGGACAUCUUGAAGGAACUAGAGGUUUCUGAAUAUUAUCCUGUGUUCGAGAGGGAGCAUGUGGAUAGAGAAGCACUGGCCUUGUGUACAGAAAAGGAACUUCAGGAGAUGGGAAUUCCUUUGGGACCCAGAAUGAAAAUCCUGCACUACUUAAGGAAAAAAAGCAGCAACCAAGAUUCCAAAAGAGAGAGCCCUACAGCAGCUUGGAAAGACGGCGAUUUCAAACAGGAGGCAACCACAAAACCCCUAAAUGCAGAGUCAAAUUGCCGAUGUCCGGAUGUUGUGACGGGACAGGUCUCUGCCAACUACCCUCAGCUGAUCUACAAGCCACAGAACUUCUUUGCCUUCGGCUCUCCUAUUGGGAUGUUUCUCACUGUACGAGGAAUAAAAAGGAUUGAUCCGACCUACAGCCUGCCCACCUGCAAAGGUUUCUUCAAUAUCUUUCAUCCGUUUGACCCAGUAGCAUACAGGAUUGAGCCCUUGAUUGUCCCUGAUGUGGAGUUUGAACCUAUGUUGCUUCCUCAUCAUAAAGGCAGGAAGAGGAUGCAUUUAGAGCUGAAGGAGGGCCUCACGCGGAUGAGCACUGACAUCAAAAACAACUUGCUAGGUUCUUUGAGGAUAGCCUGGCAGUCAUUCACCAGAGCCUCACUGCCAGCUGUGGAGGCAGGGGCCACUGGAGAUGCUGAACGUGAACUGGAAACUGAAACCAGUUCAGAGAAGCAAACCGAUGGGAAACCUGACGAACCGGCUAUACCAGUGAAAGAAGAACCCACACCAAUUAAUGUGGGUAUGCUUAAUGGGGGCCACCGCGUUGACUAUGUGCUUCAAGAGAAACCUAUUGAAAGCUUUAACGAAUAUUUGUUUGCACUGCAAGGCCACUUGUGUUAUUGGGAGUCGGAGGACACGGUGCUGUUGCUGCUGAAAGAGAUUUACCAAACACAGGGCAUUAGCCUGGACCAGCCUCUCUUGUAAAGCCUGACUGACAUGCUGCAUCAGUCGAGUCACCAAAUAUUUACUCCCAAGUGGAAGCUUGUCAGGAUUUCCUGUUGUCCACCACCACCUUCUCUCAUCUGUUGCUGAUGUGCCCGACAUGCCUCAUCCCCACUGCCUGGAGCUCUGGAGGAUUCCCCAUCCCAGUACCUUUCUAAGUGUGGCAAGCAUUUUUUCUCUCUCUUGCCUGAAUCAUACUGUACUUGUUGCUGACUGACUCUCUGGGCUGUGCCCUACGGCUAGAGGCAUAUGAUAAAUUGCAAUGCCAGCUGUCAUGUCUAUAACUGUAUUAGAUGUGGCUCGAAAUUGGUGCUAGAACUUCUCAUCACCUCUUUGGUUGAAAACCUCUGGUUAUGAGACAGCAGUAUUGGUUAGGGUGAAGUCACGUCUGAGUGAAUAACCACUCUGCCUGUGGAGGGAUAUCAAUAUUUAUAAACCUUUGUUCUGUAGCAGCACUUGGAUAUUCAAGCAUUAUGAUUUUGUUUUCUAUUGUGGAUUUUUUUCUGUUCCCUUCAUUGCUGCUGCUUUGCCCAACAGGUGGAGCUACAGACCAAAGCUUUCCAAAUUAAACUCUGGUCUCACUGUGGUCAGCCUUGCUGUGUUGGCAGUUGGACGUUUGCUGCAGCAGGAAAAAUACACAGAGAAACAGACCAUUGCUUGGAAAACUGCAAAUUUGCUUGUUUUAUACACUUCCAGGAUGUGACCCCUCCAGUUAUGGCACUGUGAGCCUGCUGUGUGUGUUUUCAUUAUAGUCCUAAUAGCUUCAGCACCCAAGGAUAAGCACGAUCUCCGGUGUGGGCUUCCUCAGCUCUGUUGAGAGUUCUCAGUGCAACGCGUUGUGCAAGCAACUGUUCCACAAGGUAGGAAGCGUCCUGAGUUCUUGAGAGGCUCCUGGUGUUAGUUCUAUGCAGUCAUAUUUCCUUCAUCUUCAGCAAGAAGAGCACGUCUUGCUGUGAGAACAUUGGAAGAAGAAUCCAAUGUAGGCAGAGAAUCGGUGGUGCCGGGUACUGCAUUUAUGAGGGACUGAACACAGGUACGUGUGGCAAACUCUGACCUACUGGGGAAAAGCAGAACCACUACAACUUGUAGACAUCCACUUUAUAUAUUGCCACAUGUAAUUUCCAGUGUGUGACGGGGUCAUAGAAUGCAAUGAUGAGCAAUUAAGUCUGGCCUGUUCUUGCUUCCCCAGAGAAUCCUCCCCAUGAUGUUAAAGUUGGCCCAUGAUUAUUCAGGGCCCAUUUCAUAGUUGCAUUUAAGGCAUUGAGUAAUGGCAGCUCUAUACUUUUUAUACUGAAGGUCAGUUUCCUUGGAAACAUGGCUAAUGUCCAUUAGGAGAUAGCCCAUAUAACCAGGGUGAUAAUUCAAGAAGUGGGCCAAGUGGCUCCUCUUUGUUGUAGUUGGAUGUGUACCAAAACAGUUAUGUUCCUGUUCAAAUAGGACUGGGUUUUCAUGGUGGAUGUCACUAAGGUACACAGGGUACUAUCCUAUGAUUGCACAACUGCUUCAUGCGCCCAACCUGGUGGAUGCAGAUUAGGUAAACGGGGGACUGGACUAAGGUUGCACAACUACAUGUGCAUUCGACCCGUGACUUGGCACGAUUGUUUAGUCACAUGAAGUGUUCAUUGUUCUUAAGGCAUUUGCUCACAUUUCAGGACAUCUUCAACAAGUGCAAUAGCCGUCAAUCUGUUCCUGGAUAUUUUGCGGUGGGAGGGAGAGGGAUGAUCAUGCUAUAUAUACUCUUUGUGUACUCUGUAUCAAAGCAUCCUUUCCCUUGGGUUAUUAUUCUCCCUAUGUGUUUGCACUGUUGACAUUGCCUCGCUCACCUCAUCGUCCACUAAUGCCACAGCUGUGACUGAGCAGUGCCAUGUGGUAUGACCAAGUUCUGGGUUAGAAACUCUGCAAGUUGGGGGUGGAAAGAAUCCAGCCUUGGCCAGUCUGGUCACAAAACAGCUGUUGAAAUUUAUGCACUUUGUAAAAUAUGUCU